Messenger RNA from Larimichthys crocea (large yellow croaker), 5797 nucleotides. RefSeq names its product dynein regulatory complex subunit 4. The transcript is spliced from 11 exons. Gene Ontology annotation, cellular component: microtubule; Golgi apparatus; motile cilium. Gene Ontology annotation, molecular function: small GTPase binding; microtubule binding. Gene Ontology annotation, biological process: flagellated sperm motility. The record is from RefSeq and is a predicted model, not a curated record. The coding region runs from base 123 to 1400 and encodes 425 amino acids. NCBI's taxonomy places the organism in Eukaryota, Metazoa, Chordata, Actinopteri, Sciaenidae.
GAAAAAAAAAUCAGCGGACGCUGUUGCCAUGACAGCGGCUCUUGUUUAGCUCGUCGGCUAACAGUGUAGCUCAGGUUAAACCGCAUGUGGACUCACUGCGUCGUGUCUGUGACUGUCCGACCAUGCCAACCAAGAACAAAAACAAAAAGGCCGGGAAGGGGAAGACGUCUGCCGCGGUGGUGGACGGUCUCUCAGCCGUGGAGAUGUCCAAGGAUCAGCUGGAGGAGCACCUCGUUCUCCUCAGAGAGGAGCUGGACAAGGAGCGGGAGGAGAGGAGCUUCUUCCAGCUGGAGAGGGACAAGAUCCAGGCGUUCUGGGAACUCUCCAAGAGGAGCCUGGAGGAGAUGGAGGCCGAGCUGAGGAGCAGACAGAGGGAGAGGGAGGAGGCAGAGGAGCGCCACCGAGUGGAAAUCACUGUGUAUAAACACAAGCUGAAGCGCGUCCUGUCUGAACACCACAACAACAACACCUCUGGGCUGAAGACAAACGUCACCACCUCGACGUCACUGAUACAGAACCAGCAUGCGCAGUCAGAGAUCGGACAUCAGAAGGAAUUGUGUGGCUUGCAGGUUGACUUCAGGGAGAAGAAGCUUGACAACGAAGACUUCAUCAAGGAGCUGAAGCUGAAACAUCAGGUGGAGUUAAUGGAACUGGCAAAUGGCUAUGAGAGGAGACUCAGAGAAAUCGAGGUGAAAUAUCACAAGAAAAUGCAGUCGCUGAUGGAAGCAGAGGGCAGGAAGCGACGAGCCGAGAUCAAUGAGUUCGAGGACAGAACGAAUAGUCGCGUCGUGGCUCUGGUGGAGGACCAUGACAGAGCUCUGAGAGGUGCCGAGGAGCACCACUCUAUGAUUCAAACUAAACUACUGGAGGAGCAGAAGCUUCUGAAGGAAGAACUUGCAGAGAUGAAGAAGCAGCAUGCACGAGUGUACAAAAAGCUUUCAGCAGCCGAACGAGAGAACAAACGUCUGAAUGAAUCUCUGCAGGAAGCACAACAGAAGCUGCCCGAGCUCCGAAAACAGCUGGAAGACAACAACCAGGCCAAGACAGCGAUGAGCAGAGCUCGAGUGAAGGUCAUUGAAAAGGAACUGAGCGAUUUGACGGUGGAGCACGAGCUGCUGCUGCAGGCGUUUGAAAAGGUUCAGCAGGAGCGUGAUGAGCUGUUGAAGAAGCAGACAGAGGUCAUUCUGGAUGUACAGCAGAAGAACAGACUUAAGGAGCUGCUGCUGGAGAGGAAGUUAACAGCACUGACAGAAACUCUGGAGAAGAAGGAGGCGCAGCUCUGCGCUGCGCUCUCAGCCUCCAGUGUCGACCAACCUGCAGGCAGCAGCGCCGCAAACAAACUCGAGGAAAUAUUGGAGUCUAAUCGAGUCUCCAACAACAUCCAGUGUGACUUGGCUUGAUAGUGUAAGGUGUAUGACGACCUGUAAGAAGAGGCUGAAGACUCUGGGUGUCCCUCUGUAUGACGUUACCUUCAGGCCCUCAGAGCAGAUCAUGGGUGGACACACUUGGGUACAGAACUCUACUGGACCUGCCUCCAAUUACUGAACUCCACCCUGUGUGAGGUUACACUCACCCGCUCUACUACUACUAAACCUACUUAAAGGGUCUGUUCCUUUAUCAUGAAGCAGUUGGUGUUGAUAUGUUUACCAGGUAAACUUGAAAUCACAAAAGUCACUCAUGUUGUUAAACAACAAUUAAUAUUUUUGUCACAAUACUUUUUGACUUGAGACAUUCAGAUAUUUUUAAGUUCUUGAUUUUCCUCAAUGGACUUAUUUUUAUUUGUUUGGCCUUUAUUUUAAUUGGUGUGUUUUUAAUAUUCUUCAUCUUGAGCGCAUCAUAGUAAAAAUAGUAACAGUGCCACUGUGCAAAAAUACAUCCUCUCAGAGCUGCUGGCACAACGGUAGACUUUUAAUACCUGAAACCUUCAGUAGUGUCCUUAUUGGUAACUGUCACUUUAAUUUGAGUUAUUGUCAGACCUGUCAAUGAUCAUUGUAGUUUUCAGGCCAGAUUAUUUUGAUAUAUUUUCCUGUAAUUCUGCCUGAAAACAGACAAAAGUACAUUUUGUUCAACAAUUAAAGCAAUAGUUUGACAUUUUGGGAAAUGUGCUUGUUUCUCAUCCAGAAGCGGGGACUUUAAGUGUUGUUGCCUCGAGGUUGCCAGACAACCAGUGGAGACACACUUAUCAUACUGAGUACAAAUAUUCUGCCCAAUAACAGACUAAAAAAAUCGCAAUGUGUCAGUUAAAACAUAACUAUAGAUAUUAUAGAGAUAUGUGUUAAUCAUGAGCUUCAGAGGUGCUGGUUGGUGGAUGUUAUUACCUUUGUCUGAUUCCAGCUUUCAAGUGUCUCCUGACUGUAGCUUUGUAUUUACAGACAUGAGAGGUAUCUAUCCUCUUUAACUCUAUUCUGUCUUUAACACAACAUCACAUCUUCACAUAUGUUCACCUUCAAGAAAAACAAACAAUCCAGACAUGAAUGUUGUGGUACAUUCCCUUUACUGACAUUCAAUGUCAAUAGUUUACAUUGCAUACAAGCAUAUCGUAUAGAAAAACUAUGCACAUUAACAUUUACAGUCUAUUUACACACACAGUAUGGCUUAUGAAAAAAAAAAAGCAGUCAGUGGUUCAUGUGUUCAUAUUCAGGCAAAUUCAAAUAAAACUGAACUGAUGUCAAACCGGUUUGUGGAAGACUUGUUAGAAGCUCGAUUUACUCACUGUGACGGGUUUAUUUAAAAAAUAAAAUCAGCUCUGAAAUAUUUAUUCAAGCACUGAGCUGCCGGAGGGACAAAACCUUCCCUCUGAAUGAAUUAUUUGUCUUUGCAUGUGUACUGAGUGGGGAAACUAGAUAAUCCACUUUAAUCUGAGAAAUCUGAUCGAUGAAAGAUGUGUUUGAAUUUGUUUAAUGUCUACUCGUUUAUCUUAAAGGUGUGUGGAGACAGAUUUCAAUGAUCGCGUUGCUGUUUAAAAGCAAAUAUUUCUGCAGUCUUAGAUGGAACGAGCUAACUUUGCAGCCUAGUAAAUCCCAAAAUGUCAGGUCACAUCAAAAGUGUGCAGGGAUGCCCCAGUCACAUUUUUCCUUUGCCACGAUACCGACUGUCGAUCAUCUAUGAGCCAUAUCGGCUGAUAUUGAUCGUAUUAUAGUAGCUGGUAUAGCAGCAUUUUAAAGAGAUCAAGUACUGGAAUAGCUUAUUUUUUAAACAAAGUGCUUAAAAUGUCGUUGAAAUUCAAAUUCUUAUAUUUUGACCAAAGUUUUAUUCAUCAUCAUCGUUAUGAUUAAAUUGCUCAGCUUUUUUUCUUUUUUUAAAUUCGGACACGUCACCGUCUCUUCAUCUCCUUUCUUCCUCGCCUUGAUGAGCUUGUUACUGAAAAAACUAAAUAUACCAGAGAGGUGUACAUGUCAUGCUGUAUGGCUGGAAAUCGAUUGUUAAUGGUGAUUGGCUUUCGAUUGCUGACUCCUCACUCCUCCUCCUCCUAACUGUCAAGUAGGAGCCACAAGUGGUCAACAACAGUUAGGCUAAAAACAAGACUCCCCUAUUCUGUUGUAGACUACAUUUUGGCCUCUGUCGUGGCUCCACACAAACUUUUGGUCUUAACUUGAAUUGGAGCAUCUGCAGAUGCCAUCUUGACUGAAAGCUGUCUGCUGUAGGACAUAUUAGAGAGGUCAAGAUCUGCUAGUAAACAAAUACAAUGUGGGUCAUUAUUUGAUUAAAUUUAAUUAAUCUUGACCUCCUGAUCGCAUAUUUUUACUGAAUAUUGGCUGACAAUGAUCAGUGACUCAUGGAUCCGGGCAUCCCUUAAACUAAAAACAAAAUUUUGGUGGCACUAAAACAAUCUUUGGGAUAACUCCACGUCUGGGAGUUAAAGUUGAGCUGUAUCAAGUCCUGCCCCGAUAUGACUUCAAACUAAAUGGCACAAAUUAUUGUAUUAUUGUUAUAGCUCGUUGUAGUUGCUGGCACUCGUCAGCGUCUCCUGCAUGUUUGAGAAUCACAGUGAAGUUAACGAGAGAGAACAGUAAACUUCUUAGUGUGUCUUUGUUUGGAGACUGCUGUUUCAUUUGUUUCCACUUGUUAGUCCAAAACUCUUUCAUGUUUUAAUUUCUUGAUACGCCGGGUGUAGUUUUACAUUAAAAUAUGAUCUUAGCACAGCUUUCAGUAACAAAGCUUCCAAAUAUUGUUCUGUCAGCAUUGUCAACACCAUUUUCAAAUAGUCACCAGAAAAAUAGAAACUCUCCCGUACAACAGCUGAGAUGUUAAAUCAGUCGUGCGGUCCUUUUUGAGGCUGUAGUUUUCUUGUCUUAUAUAACAGUUGCUCCUCCACAUAUAUAUACACAGUAAAUACGUUGGACAAACUAUAAGAAACAUUUCAGUAAAAUGCAGUUGAACUAUUGUUCAGCCUUAAAGAUGACCAGAUGAGUAGAAUCCAUCACUUGUCACUGUGGAGCUUCUAUUUUUCUGGACACUGUGUAAUUCAUUUGUACGGGUAAUUCAAAGGACCAGUGUGUAGGAUUAAGUGGCAUCUAUUGGUAUAAAUGCUGAUUGUAACCCCCCUCAUGUCACCCUCUCCUUCUGUAGAUAUAAAUGGCUCGAUCUAAGUUAACAAGAACAUAAAUAUUCUUGAUUAUACACUAAUGAAAACAUGUUAUGAAUAUUGUAUUCUGUGAAUAGAGCCACUACAUGUGACACACUGGACCUUUAAUGUAAAAGUUUGUUUCCCAGAUUAAAAACAGUUUUUUUUCUUGCUGCAAUCACUUUCUCCUCCUCAUACUGACCAAUAAAAAAGUGACACUUUUAGUUUCUACAAUACUCAUACGCAUUUAACUGAAGCUGUCCAUCUUUCCAUCUGUACUAAAAAGUCACUUUUUCACUUAAAUUCUGCUGAAAAGCUCUUUUGAGUAACAGAAACUGAAAGCCUGAAAGGUGGAAAAUCACUAUGUGUGAAGAAACUUCUCCACCGUUGACCAGUAUCACAUCCUCAUCGCUACAAAGCUAAACAGAAAACUACUCAAGAUUUUUCCUGAUUUGUCAAACUUAGACUGUUGAAGACUGACACCAGCUUCAGAUGUAAACAUAAUGUGGACUGUGGAUUCUGUCCUCCGCCACUUCAACUGAAAGUACAUGAAGACCUUUUAAUACUCAGUAUGAGCCAGAGAAAUGGUUACAACAAGAACAUGUUUGUGUCCAUGUGGCAUCUGUUUUAAGACUGUUGUGAUUCAGCAGGUGAGACCAUGAUAAGCCGCAGCAGGUCACGUUCUCUAACUACAAACAGUGCUGCAGUCACAGUGAGGGGACAAUAACAGUCUGACAACAAGACUAAUUACAUUUUUUUGGACUUUGGCUUCAAACAAACAUCACGUUACAUCAUACAACCAGGUGAAUAUUCACUCCCAUUCAGACCACACAACAGACCAACACAAGCAUGAAUUUCGCUGUUUUUUUUCAACUGUAGCUUCGUUCUCAGAGACAAUUUGUGUUUGUGAUAUCUUUUUUCAGGGACGAGUGUGGAUUGGUUUUAGUGGUUACUGUAAACAUGCUCUGUAUAGUGCUGUUCAUGGAAAUCAAACCCAUUGUCGCGUGAGUGUUAAUGUCUCAUGACAAGAGAUGAAAAUUCAGGGUCCAUGUGUGUGAUUCAUCUACAGCUGCAAUUAAUGAUCAUUAUUGAUUCUUUUUUGUUUUUGAUAAAUUGACUGUUUAGUCUAUAAAAAGUGAGAAAUUAGUGAAAAAUGCCCAACAGAACAAAGUUCAUGUCUUCAGAUGCACCAUUUUGUCAAGUUUACAAUAUUAAACAUUUAAGAAGCUGAAA